This is a messenger RNA of Megalops cyprinoides (Indo-Pacific tarpon), 2049 nucleotides long. It is a transcript of the gene kcnq1.2, whose product is annotated as potassium voltage-gated channel, KQT-like subfamily, member 1.2. Gene Ontology annotation, biological process: potassium ion transport; transmembrane transport. The coding region runs from base 1 to 2049 and encodes 682 amino acids. Gene Ontology annotation, cellular component: membrane. Gene Ontology annotation, molecular function: voltage-gated potassium channel activity. The record is from RefSeq and is a predicted model, not a curated record. NCBI's taxonomy places the organism in Eukaryota, Metazoa, Chordata, Actinopteri, Elopiformes, Megalopidae. The transcript is spliced from 17 exons.
AUGCGCUCACCUUCCGGCGUCGACAUCAUCGUCUUCCAGGGGCGAUUCUGCCAGCAUCUGCAGCUCCUGGUCCACCUGGCCCAGAUUUGGGGUGCCUGCAUCAUGGGGGAGAGGCGAGGGAGCCCCAUGUUCCUGUUCUGCCAGGGCCGGAGGAGUGGCGGGGGUCACCGUAAGGCCCCGGGGCCCAACGGCCACACUGGGGCCUGCCUUAGCACGGAGCCCAGCUGGGAGGAGGCCGCUGACAGCACACGCUACUCUCCUGUUUCACUGGAACAGGACUCCGCGGUGAAUAAUGGAUCAGGCGUUCCCCGCAGCCCGCUCGGCCACACAAAGGACCCGGCCGUGCAGAUCGACGGGCAGCCAUCCUCCGAGCUGCGCUCCGCCCGCCCUCCCAAACACUUCCAGCACCCCUACCGCACCAAGACUAGCAUGCAGGGGGAUGUCUACAACUUCCUGGAGAGGCCCACGGGACUGAAAUGCUUCCUCUACCAUUUCCUAGUGUUCCUCAUGGUGCUGGUGUGUCUGAUCUUCAGCGUGCUCUCUACCAUUGAGCAGUAUGCAGACUUCGCCACUGGGACACUGUUUUGGAUGGAAAUCGUCCUGGUGCUGUUCUUUGGCACGGAGUACGUGGUGCGCCUGUGGUCUGCGGGCUGCAGGAGCAAAUAUGUUGGCAUCAAGGGCAGACUGCGCUUUGCCAGGAAACCCAUUUCCAUCAUAGAUCUGAUUGUAGUUAUAGCCUCUGUCAUUGUGCUCAGUGUGGGGUCCAAUGGCCAAGUCUUCGCAACAUCGGCCAUCAGGGGGAUCCGUUUCCUACAGAUCCUGCGCAUGCUGCAUGUGGAUCGACAGGGGGGCACCUGGAGGCUUCUGGGAUCUGUAGUUUUCAUUCAUCGGCAGGAGCUGAUAACCACGCUGUACAUUGGCUUCCUGGGGCUCAUCUUCUCCUCCUACUUCGUGUAUCUGGCAGAGAAGGACGCGGUGGACGAGGAGGGGAAGACUGGCUUCUCCAGCUACGCCGAUGCUCUGUGGUGGGGUGUGGUUACCGUGACUACGAUAGGCUACGGGGACAAAGUUCCGCAGACCUGGAUAGGGAAGACCAUCGCCUCCUGCUUUAGCGUAUUCGCCAUCUCGUUCUUCGCCCUUCCUGCUGGGAUCCUGGGCUCGGGGUUCGCUCUCAAGGUGCAGCAGAAACAGAGACAGAAGCACUUCAGCAGGCAGAUCCCUGCUGCAGCCUCACUGAUCCAGACGCUGUGGCGAUGCUACGCAGCAGAGAAGCCUGAAGGCUGCCCGGCGACAUGGAAGAUGUACGUUCUGACCGGAGAAUAUGUGCCCACCGUCAGCUCCGAAAACUCCACCCCAAACUUCAGGAUCCUGCCCUCUCUCUGUCUGUGUCCCCAGAGCAGACGCUCCAAACGGAAGGCCAAGCCCUCGCGAGACAACGGCUCCCUGGCCCCCACCCACCCCUCUCACAAGGCCCUGUCCAUCCCCCAGAUCACCUACGACUACAUCGAGGACAAAGAUGAGAAGAAGGAGCUCCCGUUCUUCCUGGAGGAGCCAGCAGGGUUUACAAGGAUGUUUAAGCAGACAGGUCAGCUGCACUCCUGGUCUUCCUUUAACCUCAGCUGUCCUGCUUCUCCAGUUAAGAAAAGGCUGGACAGUCCUUCCAUGGACAUGUCACGGACCACCAGCUUUGUGGACGACAUGGACUUUGUGAGUGAGGAGUUUCCACUGUCUGUGAUGACAGACGCAUCCCAUCUGUUGACAAGCCCAUUGGUGGCAAACGUCCAGGACUCCGCCUCCACUCACCCACUGAAUACAGCAAGGUUGUCACACGCACACAGAUCAGCCAUCAAAGUCAUCCGAAGAAUGCAGUACUUUGUGGCCAGACGGAAAUUUCAGGUGCUGCUGAUGGAUCGCAAGGUGGAGGAGAUCCUGAGGAUCGUGGCGGAGCGCCUGCGGCCGCAAACCGACCACGUGCGGACCGCCGCCCCCUGCAGCUCCCGCAUCACCGUGAUGAAGAACACGGCCGCCAGCGUGGACGAGGGGCAGUGA